AUGGCGACACCGGAGAGGGAGGAGAGCGCCUCGAUUACGCGACAGGUUGAGAGGUCGCCUAGUCCACGCCAGUCGAGGUCAAGAUCGAGAUCGGUGUCGAAAUCAAAAUCGCCGACGCCGAGGAGAGAAAGGGAGAUGUCACAGGAUUCUCGAGGACGAUCGCCGACGCCGAGGAGAGAUGGAGUUGAUGAGAGGUCGCCGUCCAGAGAGUCGGGAGAGCACCGCCAUGAGGAGAGGUCUAGAUCCAGAUCACCGAUGGAGAAUGGGGAGGUGCACUCACGCGAUGCUUCCCCUCAGAGAUCCCCGACGCCGGCCCAUUCCCGCCGUCAAUCUCCAGCGCGCAGAAACCGAUCCUUCUCUCCACGGGACCGACGGUCUUUUUCGCCGAUGGACAGAGAUGAUGAGCGCCGCUAUCCGAUUAGGGAUCGGAGCCCCCCUUCGAGACAUCAUGGCCGGUCGCCGCCUCCGAGAAGACAUUCCCCACCCCCUCGCCGCGAUGGGCCGGAUCGGUACCGCCCUGUUCCUGUUGCGCCGGCCAAGAGAGACCGCACCCCCCCUCCUCCUGCGCCGCCGGCGAAGACGGAAGAGGAAAAGCUUGAGGAUAUGAGGGCUGAAUACCAGAAGCUGCUCAACCUUCGCAGUCAGGGUGUGUAUUUGCCACCGCAGAAGCUGCGGGCUUUGCAGGCUGCUAUUACGGACAAGACGAGCAAGGAGUAUCAACGCAUGGCUUGGGAAGCGUUGAAGAAGUCGAUCAAUGGCUUGGUCAACAAGGUCAACACGGCGAAUAUCAAGUUUGUGGUUCCCGAGCUGUUCAAUGAGAAUUUGAUCAGGGGCAGAGGGUUGUUUUGUCAGAGUCUGCUCAAGGCGCAGCAUGCUAGUUUGCCGUUUACUCCUAUUUACGCUUGUCUGGCUGCCAUUUGCAACACGAAGCUGCCGCAGGUUGGGGAGUUGUUGGUGAAGAGGCUGAUUAUGCGGUUCCGGAAGGCUUUCAAGAGGAAUGACAAGGCGGUUUGCUUGUCGAGUACCAUGUUUAUUGCGCAUUUGGUCAACAAUCAAGUUGUUCACGAGAACCUCGCGGCGCAGAUGCUGCUGCUGUUGCUGCGGAAGCCGACGGACGACAGCGUGGAGAUUGCGGUUGGGUUGAUGAGGGAGGUGGGGUUGUUUCUGGAGGAGAUGUCGCCUACGAUGGCGCACGCCGUGUUUGAUGAGUUUAGGCGCAUCUUGCACGAGGCUGAUAUCGACAAGAGGACGCAGUACAUGAUCGAGGUGCUGUUUCAGGUCAGGAAGGACAAGUACAAGGACAAUCCGGUGAUCAAGGAGGAGUUGGACCUGGUGGAGGAGGAGGAUCAGAUCACGCACAAGAUUGGGCUGGAUGAGGAUAUCAAGACGGAGGAUACGCUGAAUAUUUUCAAGUUUGAUCCGGAUUGGGAGGCGAAUGAGGCCGGGUAUAAGAAGUUGAAGGCGCAGAUUUUGGGAGAGGAGAGCGGGAGUGAGGAUGAGGAUGGGAGCGGGAGUGAGGAGAGUGAUAGUGAGGAAGAGGAGGAGGAGGAGACAAAGGCGAUGGAGAUCAAGGAUCAGAGCAAUGCUGAUUUGGUCAACUUGCGGAGGACGAUUUACCUGAGCAUUCAGUCGAGUGCGGAUCCGGAGGAGGCGGCGCAUAAGCUGAUGAAGUUGAGGUUGCCGGUGGGACAGGAGCCCGAGUUGGUGUCCAUGAUCGUGGAGUCAUGCGCGCAGGAGAAGGUGUAUCUCAAGUUUAUGGGGUUGCUGGGAGAGAGGUUUGCGAGGCUGAAUCGGAUGUGGAUGGAGCUGUUUGAGGAGUCGUUUAUGAAGUACUAUACGACAAUUCAUCGGUACGAGACGAACAAACUGAGGAAUAUCGCGAGGUUCUUUGGGCAUUUGUUGUCGUCGGAUUCGAUUGGGUGGCAUGUUCUUUCGAUCAUUCACCUGAACGAGGAGGAGACGACGUCGGCGAGCCGUAUUUUCAUCAAGAUUCUGUUUGAGGACUUGCAGGAGAAUAUGGGCACUGUCAAGCUCAAGACGAGGUUGUCGGAGGACAUCUUGAAGCCGAGCCUGGGGGGCCUAUUCCCGCACGACGAACCGCGCAACAUUCGCUUCUCGAUCAACUACUUCACUUCGAUCAAGAUGGGCUACCUCACCGACGAGAUGAGAGAGUUCCUGCAGAACAUGCCGAAACCAGCGCUGCCGGCACCAACUGCAGACUCAGACUCGGAGUCAGUGUCCAGCUACUCAUCUUAUUCGUCUUACUCUUCUCGGUCUCGUUCUCGGACACCACCGCGCAAGGCCAUCAGCAGGGGCCGGUCUCUGUCUCGCACUCCGCCUCGUUGGGCGAGGGACGAUUCUUACAGCCGUAGCAGAAGCCGCAGCUAUUCUCGUUCCGUUUCUCCCAGACGAUCUAUUUCUCGUUCUCCCCCACCACGUGCUGGCCGCCGCGACAGCCGGAGCCUUAGCAGGGACCGCAGCAUGAGCAGAAGUCGUAGUAGGAGCUGGUCACAGUCCCCUCCGCCACGGGCUCGGAGUCCUGGGGGGAAUGCCAGGGAUAGGAGCUUUUCACCGCCACCCCGCCGUGGCCGCAGCCGCAGCCGUACGCGCAGCAUGUCGUAUUCGAGAUCUGGCUCUCCAGUUGCUGAUCGGUCCACGGCUGUCAAGCGGAGGAGAGAUGAUUCUUACUCUGUUAGUAGAAGCCGGAGUAACACUCGGGGUUCUCCUCCUGCUAGGAAGCAAAUGCGGUAUACGCGCUCGCCCUCACCUCUAGGGCAUCCGCCUAGGAGUCGGGAUGGGGAUGUGAGGAGACGGUCGCCUUCAAGGUCGAGGUCGAGGUCUGUUGGGGGUUAUGGGAACAAGAGGAGGUAUUACAGCAGUUCGAGAUCAAGGUCUAGGUCGCCGGUGGCGAAGAGGGGGAGGGUUUAA
Molecule: messenger RNA, 2928 nt
Organism: Podospora bellae-mahoneyi
Lineage: Eukaryota; Fungi; Ascomycota; Sordariomycetes; Sordariales; Podosporaceae
Gene: CWC22
Product: pre-mRNA-splicing factor cwc22
Exons: 1
Coding region: 1-2928 (975 amino acids)
Biological process (GO): mRNA splicing, via spliceosome
Cellular component (GO): catalytic step 2 spliceosome
Molecular function (GO): protein binding; RNA binding
Source: RefSeq, a predicted model, not a curated record